Molecule: messenger RNA, 1116 nt
Organism: Kazachstania africana CBS 2517
Lineage: Eukaryota; Fungi; Ascomycota; Saccharomycetes; Saccharomycetales; Saccharomycetaceae
Gene: EAF7
Product: Eaf7p
Exons: 1
Coding region: 1-1116 (371 amino acids)
Biological process (GO): regulation of transcription by RNA polymerase II
Cellular component (GO): nucleus; NuA4 histone acetyltransferase complex
Source: RefSeq, a predicted model, not a curated record
AUGACGAUUGAAUGGAGUGUUGUGGAUGAAAUACGUUUGUUGAGAUGGGUUUCUGAGUUUAAGCCCGCCGGGUUGCAUAAGCAUUUUCAUAUGAUGUGUAUUGUUACUAGAAUGAACAAUCCGGAAGAGUAUCCAGUUACGUUGCUUCAGAAGGAGAAUGUUCAGACCAAGUCAUUUACUGCCGAUGAUAUAUGGCAGAAACUGAGACAGUAUUACAAUCUCGAGGAGGCUGAUAAGUUGGAAGUCUCUGCAAUGGAAAAUAGUAACAAAGAUAUAAGUAAACUUCACGUUUUCAACAAGAAAGAUUUUGCAUUACCAUGGGAUGAGUACGGUGAAUUGAUACUGGAGAAUGCCAAAACAGGUGCAAAGGAGGAAGAAGAACUGUCAGAAGAGGAACUGGUUACGGAGGCUUCGAAAGAAGUUGAAGAAGUUGCCUCUACUGGGAUGGUGGAACAAGAAAAGUUGGACACUGGUGAAGGAUCUAAGAAAGAAAAUGACAAAGAAGAGACAUUGGAAGCAAAGAAGGAAGAAGCAGUUGUAGAAAAACAAGAAGAAAAGGAAGAGGAAGAAGGGAUAGAAGAUGGAAAUGUACAAAGAAAGACUAGAUCUGCCCCACGUAUACGAAGAUCUACUAGAAACAGAUCAAUUACACCGGAAGAGCAUACUAGUGAUGAAGGAGAGAAGUCUACUGAAUUGAAAGACGAGAAUAAGGAAGAGCCUCAGGAGAAUAAUGAAGAGGUGGAACCUCAGGAAAAUAGCGAAGAGGAGGAAGAAGAACAAGAAGAACAGAGAGAUGGUUCGGUGGAACUUGAAGAAAAUAUACCAAAGAAAAGAAGGCCUAAAGCUAAAAAGACGAAGGUAGACGAAGAAGAGCAGGCUGAUAUUAACGAAGAAGUACAGGAGAAGCCAAAACAAAAGGGUAAACGUCAACUUCCACAGAAGGAUAAUGAACCAAUUGGCGCACGAACGAGACAUUCUUCCCAUGUUAAGACAGAGACACCAGAGACAUCGCCAAAAAGAAAGAAACGUAAACAGGAAAAGCCUCCAAAGCCUGAAUCGCCAAAAGCUGCACGUCCCACUACAAGAGUGUCGAGUAGAUUGAGGAACAAGAAGUAA